This is a messenger RNA of Plodia interpunctella (Indianmeal moth), 2239 nucleotides long. RefSeq lists its product as uncharacterized. The transcript has 11 exons. The coding region runs from base 542 to 1987 and encodes 481 amino acids. Gene Ontology annotation, molecular function: protein binding. The record is from RefSeq and is a predicted model, not a curated record. Lineage: Eukaryota; Metazoa; Arthropoda; Insecta; Lepidoptera; Pyralidae.
UCAUUCACAUACGCGAAUGAUUCGCAUCAUUGUUAAACAUUCGCAUUGACAUUCGCAUUUGUAUUGAUUGCUGUUAUAAGUCGCUGCGUGCAAAAAUUGGGCGUGAUUUCGAGUACAUCGUACUCUAAGUACUAUACUCAUCAAGUGGAUCUUCUUUCUAACAUACCUAUGUAAUUAGGUACUUAAGUACCUAAUUGAAGCCUACUAUGUUAUUAUAAAGUGAUUAUUUUAUAUUUGUUCUUUUUCCAUCCCCCUUCGCGAAUGAAGAAAAUAUGACAUUCGUAACAUCCCUGAUUCUGAGUGUACUUGAAUAAAUAUAGGAUAUCCAACAUUGCGACAAUUGGUAAAUAAGGACCGAGAGUUAUUUUUACAAACUUUGAAUACGAAUGUACCAUUACAAAUUCUUGUGGAUAACAUCAAAAGUGAUAUAUUUUGGAAAAGAUGUUAUUUUUCUAGAUGGAAUGACGCCCCAAUUUUAACAGAGGGGAAAAAAUGGCUGAACCUUUUUUUAGAAAGACAUUAUGCAGAUGUUUUAGAAAAUAUGAAUCCUCGGUACUAUGAUCCAGAAAAGGUCAAAAGUUUAGUAAAACUAUGUGGACCUUAUAUUCAAUCUUUAUCUAUCCGGAGUUUGAUCCCAAUGGAUAUUCCGAUACAAAGAACAACUUCACCUGAAAUGGCAGAUUUAAUUACAAGUCAGAGGAAAAGAGGAGAUAAAUCUGUAUUAAAGAACAAAAAGGAAAUUUUAUGCAGAGACCACAUAUCCCUUCAUGCCGCUUUGGGUAGCCUUACUAAUUUGGUCGAGUUACAUAUAACAUAUCAACUGCAGAAUAUUGGAGAAGAAUAUAGAAGAGAUCAAUUUCAAUUUACAAUCAAUGACGCUAAGAAUCUUGCUCAUGGUUUAGAAAAAUGCAAACAAUUGAAAAUAAUUAAAAUUACAAGAACAGAUAUGAACUGUCAAAAAGUUAGAUACAUUUUGCGUGGUUUAUCUGACAAUCAAAGUUUGGAAACAAUCGAUUUUAGCCACUGCAAAAUUGGCGAUGAUGGAGCCGCUUCAGUUGCUAAAUUUAUUUCUAGGCAUGAUAACCUUAGAAGUGUAAUAUUGGCCGACAAUAUAUUUGGACCUUCAGGGGCUGAAAGCAUUUCUCAUUCACUUAUUCAUCCAGGUUGUACUAUUCGUCACCUUGAUUUAAGGCUGAACAAUAGACUCGGUUCUGAAGGUAUAGCUCAUAUUGCAGUAACAAUAGCACGAGGAUGUAACCUUACCCAUUUAAAUAUAUCGGGAUGUGGUAUAACGCCAGGACCUCUUUCUAAACCACCAGCUGGGGUAUGGUCACUCACUAGUGCAGAAAAUCCUCCGAGCUGUGGUGACCUCUUAGCAAGAGCUAUUGGUCUAGUCAAAACCCCAUUGAGAUCUCUUGAUAUAAGUGUCAAUGAUAUUGGAUCACCCAGUGACGACGUAUUAUCAAAUGCAAUAUGUUUAAGUUACAUUGUCGACAUAAAUCUUAAAAGAUCUGGUAUGGGCCCAAUAUCUAUGGCAGUUGCUGAGGCAGCAGCAGCUGCUCAGAGACUUAGACGAGAAGCGGAAAAAGGCAUCCGAUUUAGAAGAAGUGCGGGAAGAGUUUUACAAGCCAGAAGGGUAGCUAGAUGUAUGAACAUAGACACUGACCCAGUGCUAUUAGCCCAACAAAUAUCGGCGCGUCCAUCCAUAGUUUCAGUUGCCUCUGAAGAAGGAGUUUACAACGUACAAACACAACCUUUGCCAUCAGACUUUAGUUUUGUACCAGCUAUAAAAAGUCCAUUGCCAUCUUCGCGUGCUUCUUCUAUUACGGGCCCCUCGACUUCAAGGAGAUCAAGUCACCAUAUUAUAUUGGAACCAGUAAUGGAAAUACGUCGCACUGCUUUAGUUCGACGUGGGUCAGAUGGUUCAUUAUUAAAAUCACGCAAUGAAGCUUCAGAACGACAUAUUAAAAUACUUAUAUCAAAUUAAUAUGAACACGGAACCAUACCAUAUAUAGUUAUACCACAUUUCAUUAGGUAUUUUGCAGAUGUAAUGAUUUCUUUGACGUCUUUUUAUUGUGAUACCUAUCCAAAAGUAAAGUCUGAGUUUUAGUUUUAUGAAAUUUAAUUUAUUUAUUCAUGCUUUUAUUUACAUUUUAAAACAUAAAAUGAAUAUUUGUACCUAUGAUAUAUAUAUUUUAAAAUAAAUACAAGAAAUUAAUAUCCCUAGCGGAUUGUCAAC